AUGUGCGGUAUAUUCUUUUCAUUGAGUGCUGCGGGAUAUGGAUAUCCUGACGAGGACACAGUUCGUUUACUGCAAAACAGGGGUCCGGACAUUGUGAAGACCCAUUCAUUUCAGCUAGAUCACCCCAAAAAAGUCGGCCAGAAUCUCGAUAAGAAUGUAUCUUCCCUUCGUCUAACUUUUAUUUCAACUGUCCUCGCUCUUCGUGGAGAUUAUGUCCAAACUCAACCCCUUGUAGAUGCCGCCAGCCGGUCAGUCCUGUGCUGGAACGGGGAAGCGUGGAAAAUCCACAGUAGUCCCAUCAAUGGGAAUGAUACAAAACGGGUCUUCCGAUUGUUUCUCGAGGCUGUGCAACCAACAACUUACCGAAAUGGAAUAUCAUCAUCUGAGAUGACAGACAGUCAAUCUUUAGCCAAGGUAGCUAAUGCUGUGGGCGCCAUUUCUGGACCAUUCUCGUUUAUAUUCUACGAUGGAUAUCGGCAAAGACUUUUUUUUGGAAGAGACUGUUUGGGAAGACGAUCACUACUGAGUGGAUGGGACAAUGCCGGGAACUUCAAGAUUUGCAGCGUCUGUGAUGGAAUCCAAUCUGAGAACUUCGAAGAAGUAGACACUGACGGCAUACACAUGAUCAACAUUGCCCACCUUUUACAAAGCUCCGGUUCUGGAGGUUCCACGUCGAAUUCUUUGCAUUCAAUAUUCAACGUGAAGAGUUUGGGCUGGGAAAAUGGAGAUACCACUAGCACUGAUCAGGUUCAGAUAAGAAAUCCUAUACCACUCAUGAACAAAAUUCUACCUAUGGAAGAAAUUCCUCCACUUCUUCAAGCAAACUGCCCAUCUAUAGAGACACUGGAGGUCACCCUCCGUGAGUCAAUAAGACUCCGUCUCAGCAAUAUUCCCGAACCACCAUUCUUUUCAUCAGAAUACAAAACAAAAGUAGCAGUCCUUUUUUCGGGAGGCCUUGACUGUACCAUACUCGCAAGGCUAGCACACGACAUCCUCCCCAUAGAUGAGCCGAUUGACCUUCUUAAUGUAGCAUUCGAAAACCCUAGGGUUGUAGCAGCGGCUGCUGUGGCUUCCAAAUCACAGUCUCCAACUCUGUCCGCAUACGAAGCCUGUCCAGAUCGAAUUACUGGGCGAUCAUCCUGCGCAGAGCUUCAGCGGGUCUGUUUCAACAGGCACUGGCGGUUUGUUGCUAUCAACAUCCCAUAUACAGAAACAUUAAGCCAUCGAGAGAAAGUCAGGCGCUUGAUGCGCCCUCAUAACACGGAAAUGGAUCUGUCUAUUGCAUGUGCACUGUACUUUGCAUCACGUGGACAAGGAGAAAUUACCAAUGAGGGAGAUUAUUCUGGUUGUAUACCCUACACAACGACAGCGCGAGUUUUGCUCUCUGGACUUGGAGCCGAUGAAGUUUUUGCAGGCUAUACAAGGCACGAAACUGCGUUCAGUCGCCAUGGAUUCCAAGGUCUUGUAGAUGAAAUUGCUUUGGAUGUUGGUCGGCUUAGCAAACGAAACCUGGGACGGGAUGACCGUGUUAUAUCCCACUGGGGUCGUGAGGUUAGAUACCCUUUUCUUGAUAACGACUUUCUGGCCUGGGCACUUGCCUGCCCUGUUUGGGAGAAGUGCGGAUUUGGAGCCAUGUCCUCAAGCCCAUCUGGUAUUUGUGGCGAUGUCGAAGAGUCAGGAGGAGGAGAGCAGUCCCUGGAGCCAGGGAAGAGAUCCCUCCGGCUAUUGGCGUGGAAACUUGGAAUGAAAAAUGUCGCUCGGGAGAAAAAGCGGGCUAUACAGUUCGGGUCUCGAACUGCUAAGAUGGAAAGCGGUCGAAGCAAAGGAACACAGAUAUUAACUUAA
This is a messenger RNA of Paracoccidioides brasiliensis Pb18, 1845 nucleotides long. RefSeq lists its product as uncharacterized. Gene Ontology annotation, molecular function: asparagine synthase (glutamine-hydrolyzing) activity. The coding region runs from base 1 to 1845 and encodes 614 amino acids. The transcript is spliced from 2 exons. The record is from RefSeq and is a predicted model, not a curated record.